Colletes gigas is the source of this 1509-nucleotide messenger RNA. RefSeq lists its product as uncharacterized. The transcript is spliced from 7 exons. The coding region runs from base 1 to 1509 and encodes 502 amino acids. The record is from RefSeq and is a predicted model, not a curated record. NCBI's taxonomy places the organism in Eukaryota, Metazoa, Arthropoda, Insecta, Hymenoptera, Colletidae.
AUGCCUGUGUGUAUAAAAUGGCAAUUGCGCCGAGCGAAAGAAAGUAAACAGCAAAAUGUGGAGUCCGGAGACAAAACCAAGAGGAAAACUAGAAAGGGAAAGUUGAUUAAGCUGUAUUUCGUAUUGGGUGUGCUGUUCGUUGGCAUAAACGGGGAGAAGAAGAUUAAUCUGGAGGACAUAGAGAGGGACAAUUUGAGAGUGGAAGCGUCCAAGUCUGGGAUCGUACGAUCGGAGGAAACCAAGUACCUAACGAAACCGGAAGUUAGUCAGCAACAAUAUCAGAUCCCCAGCCAGUACAGUAGGCCGACCAGCUCGCCCGUGACAUACGUCACCCCUCCGGCGAAUCAAAACCAGAACAAAUACGCCAACCGGGGUCAAGUUUACCAACAGCAGAACAACGUAUUACCCGAACAGACGUUACCUCUUCAAUACUACAAUCAAUAUCAGCAACAACAGCCUCCACCGAACGUUUACGAAACCCAACGCCUGAUCUAUCAACCGGAAGUGACCGUUGGCAAUCAGCUGCAGACCACCCAGCAGAAAUCGGCGACGGCAAAGUAUGCGAGGAACGGGAACAAAGAAACAGUGUACCUCGACGUCCCCAUGAUGCACCUACUGACCUAUUACCCGAAUUUAGACGUAAAUCCCGGUAAAAGCAGCGUGUUGGUGCCACGAUUGACUGCAGCUACGUCGGACCAGAUAUCCAUCCCUGUCUACACGUCUACCCUAAACCAGAAACCAAUUGUUUCGGUGAAGCCGACUUAUCAGCUUCAAUACCCCGGCAAAUACAAUGCAGCGAGCCCGACCGCUGUCACGACCAAGGCAAUAAAAGGCACCACGGUUUACGCCACUCCCGUUACUCCGAAGAAGUACACAAACGCCCCGUUAGCGAGCGUACCGACGUACUUUCCAACGGAGCAAUCGUACGCCCAAGGAAGGCAAUUCUUAUACACGCAGGCGUACAUCGCUCAGACCCAGCCGCAAUACGUCCCCCAGCUGGUUUACGCUCAGCCCACGAUGGUUUACAUGCAUGCCACGCCGGUUUACAGCGACGUUUACGCUCGUGCACCUGCCUACGGUCAGGAUAACGCCCCGCACGCCAACGGGAAGUACAGUGUUCCGAGCGAGCAGUUGGACACCGCGACGACGAUCGCCGAUCAGCUGCCAAAUCAAGCACCGAUACAGCAAGCAAGCCAGACCGUCUCUCUAAAUUACGUCAAGGAACCGGAGGAACCGAAUAGCGAUUUGGUGCCACCCCAACUGCCCGCUCAAGAUUUUAAAUCCGACAUCACGCCCCUGUUGCCCGUCCCUUCGCAGGACGACGAGUCCAUUUCAGCGCAGAACGACGUGGGUCUGUCCGAACCCAGAUCUCUGCUGGACUCGUACGUUCCCAGCAAAUUAAUCGCGGCCCAGGAUUACGCCAGAUAUCAAGAGAGGCCUAUAAAGCUGGAGAGCGGCUUUCUGCCGUCGAAGGAGAACUUCCUGCACAAGAAACGCAAAACCGAUUAA